GGUUCCUUUCGAUUCCAUUUUAAUUUUGUGGACUUUGGAGUAAUUUGCUUAAAGAACCAAUUUUUGAUUGAUAUUUUCUGCUCUCCUUUCAUUUUGACAUUUUGAUCUGGUUUUGAGAACUUUGGUUGAGUAACAGUAGCCUGCGUUUAAAAGAUGUUAGCUUUGGAUGUAUAGAUGUAGAGUUAGGUUUCUAAUUGCCUUUAUUUUUGCUUUGGUUGAUGAUUUAUGGUUGAUUGACUCGUUAAAGGGAAGUGCGCUGAUUUUGUGGACAAUUAUGUUAGACUGAUGGGCAUGAAUGUGACCAAUUGAUUUUCUCUCCGUUUCCAUUAUGAUGCAGAAGAAAGUUCUAUUUUGCUGAAAUGUUUUGCAACUUUCAGUUGUUCAUUCAUACCAUGAUUGUACUCAUCUUUGAUCUCGUUGUGAGUACUAUCACUUACUCUUGGCGUAGUAGUUCUUAGGAUGAGGUUAAAGACUUUGAAGUAAUGGCGGGAUUUCCAGGUUUUAGUUACCUAGGCCCAAAAGGCAAGAACACGGUUGUAGCUGGUGGCUUGACAGCUUUUGUUUUUGGGGUAUACUUCUACACAAUGAGGGCGGUUGGUGGCACAGACGAGCUUCAAGUGGCUAUAGACAAGUUCGAAGGCCAAAAACAGGUGGACACUGACACCAAGGUUCCAUCUAAGGUCUAAUCCUCACUGGCUUGAUAUGUCCAACCAAACCCGUUAUUUAUCUUUGCUUUCCAAGCUUCUUUUGUCACGAAAGUGGCUCGUUUCUGACAUCGAGUGGCAUCUGUGUUUGAGUCUCAGUCCAAUCUAUAAUACAUUGAUUAAACAAGAGAAUGUAUGAUCAGGACAUGGUUUUGAUGUUCUUGACAUUGUCUUAAGUUCUCAACUUUAUCAUACUCUUUGUACCUAAACGUU
Arabidopsis thaliana (thale cress) is the source of this 917-nucleotide messenger RNA. Its product is annotated as cytochrome oxidase assembly protein. The transcript is spliced from 2 exons. The record is from RefSeq and is marked reviewed. The coding region runs from base 483 to 686 and encodes 67 amino acids. NCBI's taxonomy places the organism in Eukaryota, Viridiplantae, Streptophyta, Magnoliopsida, Brassicales, Brassicaceae.